CACCGCGCGUGCGCUCCACGCACUGUCCUGCACCUUUUCCGUAAACUUCUAAACAUUCACGCGUUUCCUUUUUAACCUCUUCAUGUUUAAAAACUACCACUUCUUCCUCAAAUGAGGGUUCGCCAGGUUUUUACAGUUGUUAUACUCGCUGUCGGGACACUCGUCUCUCCUGAGUGUUAUCAAAAUGUCAGCUCGGGGGAAGCUCGUAAGUUGAAUGACUUUACAGUUGAUUUCGGCUCGUUCAGAGAGAAGUUUCACCGCAAGUAUGAAGUCAGCAGCGAGGAAUUUAACCGUCGUCAACAAUACUUUCAGAAUGCCACACAGCGGCACACAUUCCUGAACUCAUUUUCCACAGACCCACAGUCAGCCGAGUACGGCAUCAACCAGUUCUCAGACCUUUCACAGGAGGAAUUCAAAGAUCUCUAUCUGCGAGCAGUGAAUGACAGAGCUUCUCUGUUCUCUGGACCAAGUGCAGAGGGGCUCCCGGCCAAAUUUGACUGGAGGGACAAAGCAAUGGUUGCACCAGUCCAGAACCAACUGGCAUGUGGGAGUUGUUGGGCAUUUAGCGUGGUUGGUGCCAUACAGUCUGUUCAUGCUAUAGGAGGCGCGCAGCUGGAGCAGCUCAGUGUGCAGCAGGUUCUCGACUGCUCCUACAACAACGCGGGCUGUAAUGGAGGCUCCACAUCACAGGCUCUGAAUUGGUUAAAUCGUACCAGGGUGAAGCUGGUGCCUCAUUCAGAGUAUCCCUACAAGGCCAAAAUGGGAAUCUGCCAUUUUUUCUCCCAGUCACAUGCUGGCGUUGCUGUGAAGAACUUUAAUACAUAUGACUUCAGUGGUCAAGAGGAGGCAAUGAUGGGUCAUCUAGCAGAGAAUGGUCCUCUGGCUGCUAUUGUGGAUGCUAUCAGCUGGCAGGAUUACCUGGGAGGCAUCAUCCAGCAUCACUGCUCCAGCCACAGAGCUAACCAUGCUGUUCUGAUCGUUGGAUACGACACUACUGGGGAUAUUCCAUACUGGAUAGUGCAAAACUCCUGGGGAACAAGCUGGGGGAACGCAGGUUAUGUUUAUAUAAAAAUUGGCGGCAACAUCUGUGGUAUUGCCGAUCACGUGGCAGCUGUUUUUGUGUAAAUCUCAGUCCGAGCCAUCACAUGUGUUUGUUUGUAUGUUUACCAAUGCAAAAAUUGAAAUCUGUCACUUUAAAUAAUUUUUUUAUUGAUAUGUCACUAUCUUGCAGCACUAAAACAAAAUAAAUCACUUCAUACCAUGA
Messenger RNA from Mugil cephalus (flathead mullet), 1264 nucleotides. It is a transcript of the gene ctso, whose product is annotated as cathepsin O. Gene Ontology annotation, molecular function: cysteine-type endopeptidase activity. Lineage: Eukaryota; Metazoa; Chordata; Actinopteri; Mugiliformes; Mugilidae. The record is from RefSeq and is a predicted model, not a curated record. The transcript has 8 exons. The coding region runs from base 112 to 1125 and encodes 337 amino acids. Gene Ontology annotation, cellular component: lysosome.